Messenger RNA from Hemibagrus wyckioides, 5742 nucleotides. RefSeq names its product SET domain bifurcated histone lysine methyltransferase 1a (gene setdb1a). The coding region runs from base 1341 to 5450 and encodes 1369 amino acids. Gene Ontology annotation, molecular function: histone H3K9 methyltransferase activity; DNA binding; zinc ion binding. Gene Ontology annotation, biological process: heterochromatin organization; negative regulation of gene expression. Lineage: Eukaryota; Metazoa; Chordata; Actinopteri; Siluriformes; Bagridae. Gene Ontology annotation, cellular component: nucleus. The record is from RefSeq and is a predicted model, not a curated record. The transcript is spliced from 20 exons.
CUUCACACCUUUAAUCAGCAUUAACAUCUUAUCAGGGUUCCGUUUAAGGAACGUCCAGGAACCAUCUGCAGAACCCAAGGCUGAAGCAGGAAUGUUCACUUUUCACUGCAGUGUUUAUUACGUAGCUGUGCUAAUGUAGCUAGCUGCUCUAGAGCUUGGUCAGAACUUUAACACAACACACACACACACACACAAUAUCAGUGUGUAUAUAAAAGAUCCAGGUCCAGUCUAAUCUCUAACCGAUCCGUUUCAUCCUCUCAGUACUGCAUUAAACUUAAACAGCAGAAGAUUAGACGCCAUGUUAUUAACUCUCCUAUAGAUCAGACAGAACCCGGUUGUUUUUUUGUUAUUAAAAUACACUCCAUAGUGCUGAAUAAGGGUGACAUAAGCAGGGACUGGUCAUUAAAGAAGUCCACACGUCAGAAAUACGUCUUGGGAGAUAGGUUGAGUUUGUUUGCUUGUUGUUGGGUCCGACAUUGUGGCUCCCCUAGUGGACCAUCAGCACCACCAUCAGAGAAAAAAAACAUACGUCCAUGUGGAUGUUACUUUGACACAUCCCACCUACCUAAGCAUCCAUUUACAUGGAAUUCCUGGGUUUGCAUUUGGUUGGAUAUUUGCAUGUCUUGCGUGUCGUGUUGCAGCUGCAGCUUAUUUCACAUGAAGCGAACUAGAUGUUAAACCCAAUGAAGCUUGCCUACCUGGAUAUAAAAUAUUCCCCUUCGUCUGAAACAUGGCAUGUUUCGAUGAGUGGAUAUGAAACCGUACUAAAAUAUUAGAUCCUACGUUCAGAAAUGAGGAGCUGGAAAUUUCUCUCAAAUCUUGUUUGGGAGCUGUACGGCGUUCGGAAGGAAACGGGAGACGAGCCGGAAUGAUGGCCAUGUUAGGUGUUAGGAUCUCAACAGUCACUUCCUAGCUUUCCUUCUCUGAGCAGCAUCCGUAAUAAAAAUGUCAGCUACGAGGACCUUAGGGUCAUUCCAGUGGCUUUGUAAAAGUAUUCAACCUGAAUUAUUUCCAAAAUCGAGACUCUGAAGGAGCUGGCAUGGAUGAGAGUGGAGUGAACGUUCACCACAGCUUGGAAUAAUCCAGACCAUUCCUGAAGUUGGUCCAGAGGUUUUACUGGAUUUUCCCUAAUAAUUCAGAUCUGUCGCAUCAGUGCAUCAUUAAAAGAUUUAGAAAAUCUACAAAUAUCCAUGAGGGAAUGAGUUUGUUUUCUCAGCUACAAGAUUGCUUCAAGCUCUCCAUGCUCUUAGUCACAGCUUAAUCUUAAACUUCAAGAUUCCAGCUGCGAGUCUGAGGCCCGGCAACUGACCUGUCCAUGUUUACGCUGUGACAGCAGAGCCAUGAACAGUGAAGAAGAGGACGAGAGGAUGAACAUGACGGAGGAGGAGCUGCAGCACUGGGUGCGGUCGCAGGUGGAGAAGAACGAGCAGCUGGCGCAGAGGCGGACGCAGUUGGCGCAGGUGGAAGAGUGGGUGAAGAGGAAAGAGAGGGAGGCGACAUACACUCAGCUGCUGUACAAUAACGCCUGCGAAUCCGUGCUCGAGUGUGAGUCUGUGAUAAAGGGCUUGUAUGGAAUGCUGGGACUGGAGUAUCGUGACACGGACUCGGAGGAGGAAGAAGAAGAAGAAGAAGAAGAAGGAGACAAACCUCAGGAAAACGUUAUUCAGAUCGCGGACGACUGUGAGAACGGGGAGGAUAAGCGUGGUGACGAGGAGGAAGACGAUGAUGACUAUGUCGUCAUCGAUUUAGGGGCCACUGCUCCGGAAACAGCACUGACAGGGGAGGAACUGACGGUGUCACAGGAAGCCGACUCGGGAGCGGCCAUCGAGUCUUCCGAAUCUCCCGUCCCGCUAAACCAGAAAGGGGAAAGACCCGAAGCUGUCGAUCCUCCAGCCAAAGUCAAACCCUCAUCAUCCUCAGCGAUCAAGAAACAGAGAUCCUCUGACAAGCCUAUAGCGAACGUAAAGACUUUAGAAAGCUCUGAACCAAUUACCGCUCCAUCAUCUCCUCCUGCUUCAUCAUCCAAAUCCAUACCCGUGAGUGAGACUGUUGAACCGACCGCCGUUCAAAACACGUCUUCCACGUCCGACAGCGAUCCCGAUGAACCUGAAACUCCUACGAAACAGAAAAAUGUUGACACUCCAGCGCAACCUGUGGCAUCUACCCCAGCAUCCGAGCUCCCAUCUGUUUCUGCAUCCAAAUCUAUAGACUCUGUCAACCAGAAACCUGCAUCUAAGAGCAACCAUUCCAACGCAACCUCAACCUCAGACACUGCCGGUAAAACCAAGUCCAAGAAGAAGAAAAAAGUUAAACGAGCCAGUCCCAAACCUUCAAGGAAGUCCACGCCGACCAGGAGCACCGUUAAAGAUAAACCUGCAGCAGUCAACCCUAAACAAGGAGAUAAACCUGAGGCUAAAUCGUCUACCUCCAGCCCCAACACAAACGCCGCAGCCUCGGAGAACACUUCCAAAAAAACGACUCCUACCGAUCCACCAGAUGCGAGAGAAGUGUCCCAGAAGCCACCGGCCACGCCACCGGUCACACCACCGGUCACACCGGUGCCUGAUCAUGUUCAGCAAGAAGUGGAGCUGAAUGUCAACAUGAAGGUUCUCGGAAGGCGGAGGACUAAAACCUGGCACCCGGGCAUGAUUUUAGACAUCAAAACAACGGAGACUGGUCCUAGGUGUAAGAUCCUGUUUGACGGAGGUAAAGGGAAGAGUAUUUUAUCUGCUCAUCACCUGGCGUGUGUUGACCCUCCCAUGCUGAAGGAUCUCUUUGUGGGGUGUCGAGUCGUCGCUUGCUACAAAGAAGAUGACCAGUCUUGGCUCCACGCUGCCGUAGUGGCAGAGAUGCCGGAUCGCAGGAACCGCAUGAGGUUCUUGGUGUUUUUUGACAACGGCCGUCCAGCCUACAUCGCCCUGCCGGACCUCCACCUGGUCUGUAAACCACUGAAGAACAUGUCUGACGAUAUAGAAGAUAAGGUGUGGCGUGCAGAGGUGGAGGAAUAUCUGCAGGCGUAUCCUAACCCCAUCUUUGUGGUGAUGCGGGUGGGGCAGGACAGCAAGGUGGAACGUAAUGGAAAUAUGGAGCUCUGCACCGUCACUCAGGUGGAUGGAAGCUUGAUCCAGAUCUGCUACAAGAAAGAUCAGGAGAAAGAGUGGCUGUUUAAGGGCUCAAAUCGACUGCAGCAAAUCCAAAAUAUUAAGAAGCGAAUGUCCGGGCAGAAGAAGGACGAGGCUGUAAAUAAAGCUGGAUCAAUUGUACCUGAGAAGAACACUAAACUAUCCACUAACACCACCACUACCACCACCAGUACCACCAGCACGGCCUCCUCAACACCAGUUACUACAAAUCCUGAACCCUUAAAAUCCUCCACGUCUCCAGGUGUUUCCCAGACAGAGACGUUUCCGGAUAACUCCAUCUCACAGCCCCGAGUGGUCCUGAAGAGGGUCAACAUGCCUUUACCGCUGACCCCUGUGAAGGUCACCACACACACCGAGCCCGCAGUGACCACUCCAUCCAACACAGGAACUAAACGUCCGGCUCCUGAGGAGGAAGACUGCAGAUCACAGAACGCUCUUCUCCCGGUCGUAGAGCCCCGGCUGAAGUACGCACCUCAUCGCUGCUGCCCGGCAUGUCUGGAUCACGUGAGGCCGACGCAGAGGGAUGGACACCGCGGCCAGAACCCGCUUCUCAUCCCGCUGCUCCACGGGUUUCGCCGCAUGACCGCAAGAAGGCGUCUAGACAAGAAGAUGUCUUUUCAUGUCUUCUAUCGUGCCCCAUGUGGGCGGAGCAUGUGCGAGAUGGAAGAGAUCCAGGCCUUCCUGUUUGAGUCACGCUGCGAUUUCCUCUUCCUGGACAUGUUCUGCCUGGAUCCGUUUGUCUUGGUGAAAAGGGCCACGCUCCCGUCCUCCAUGGUCAGCAGUCCCUUUCUGUUCCUGCCGGACAUUUCGCAAGGAAAGGAGUCGGUGCCUGUGCAGUGCGUGAACGAGCUUAACACUGUCGCUCCGCCUCCUCUGACCUACACCAGACACAGGGUGCCCGCUCCCGGGGUCUUCAUCAACACCAGUCUUGACUUCAUGGUGGGAUGCGACUGUACCGAUGGCUGCCGAGACAGGUCAAAGUGCGCGUGUUACCAGAUGACCAUCGAGGCCACGUCGUUGUUCACCGGCGGUCCUGUGGACGUCACUGCCGGAUACACACACAAGCGAUUGCCCAGAUACGUUCCCACUGGGGUGUACGAGUGUAACGCUCUGUGCCGCUGUGACCCGACGCUCUGCAGUAACAGACUGGUUCAACACGGCCUCCAGCUGCGAAUGGAGGUUUUCAUGACUCAGCACAAAGGCUGGGGUCUGCGCUGCCUGGACGACAUGUCCAAGGGCACCUUCGUGUGCGUUUUCACAGGUAAAGUGGUCAAGGAUGAAGUGGUGAACACGGAGAGCGGCAUGUCCGGGAACGAGUAUCUGGCGAACCUGGACUACAUCGAAGGAGUGGAGAAACUGAAGGAGGGUUACGAAAGCGAAGCUCAUUGCUCUGACAAGGAGGACGAGACCGACAAGAAGACUCGUGUAACCAUGACGACAGGAGCUUUAAAGAAGAAGUUCCUGAUGAACUUAAGUUCAAGCAGCAAUGAAGAGAAGGAAGACACAACCAAAAGGAAAAUGACAGAAACGAAGGAAAUUCCUAAAUCCAGAAUGACCCCGGGGAAAAGAGAGAGAGAAGCGAGGGAAAAGUCAGAGCAUGAAGAUGAUCCUGUACAGGAUGUGGAUUAUAAACCCAGUGAGACCAGUGAGGAGUGUAACAGGAGCUACACCACACGCAGGAACACCAAACUCCCAGAGCAUAAGAUCUCCUCCCUCACACUCAACACAUCUCCUGCAUCCCUGCCGGGUUGCCAGAUUGAGUCUGAUCCAACCCAUUUCAUAGAAAAAGAGUCCCAGAACACUGUCCAGACAUCUGCCAAAAUCUCAGAGGAGCACACGGAGGUGACCGCCUCCAUGGCCAAGAAGAUGAGAAAAGAGGGUCCCGGAGGCCCAAAGACCGGAUUCGCCAGGAAAUCUACACGCGCUUUCGCCAUCAAGUCCACUCACAGGAGAGUGAAGCCACUGGCCGAGCCGGAGAAACGUGUGCAGGACAGUAAGGAGGCCCGCGGCAGGAAGUGCACUCGCAGCCUGUUUAACGGGGAAAAGUCCUGCUAUCUCCUUGAUGCCAAGCAGGAGGGAAACCUGGCAAGAUACAUUAAUCAUAGCUGCAGUCCCAAUUUGUUCGUCCAGAACGUUUUCGUGGACACACAUGACCUCCGUUUUCCCUGGGUUGCAUUCUUCACCAGCAAGCGUAUCAGAGCUGGAACAGAGCUAACGUGGGAUUACAGCUAUGAAGUGGGCAGCGUGGAAGGGAAGGUGCUGCUCUGCUGCUGCGGCUCGUGCGAAUGUACCGGCCGGUUACUCUGAGGUCCUCCGUACGCGGUCAGAACGGAUUCUCCGACUUCACACCAGUGUUGCGACAGUGGACAGGAGGAGCCAGAGAUCUCACACACACAGGAGGAGCCAGAGAUCUCACACACACAGGAGGAGCCAGAGAUCUCACACACACAUGCACACAAAGUUCUUUACUUGCUCACAAUUUAUAAUUCAGAAUCUGAAGAAAUGGUUGAACUCUGCAUGCUUUUAGCAUCUUUUAACUAAUUAAAACUCUAAUAAAUUGAAAAAUGAACUUCUUAAUAAAAAAAAAGGAUUAAAGCUG